ACCAAACUGAAAGCAAAAAGUCAGAUGGAGGUGGCAAAGGUCCGGGGCCCUCUGAAAGCCAAAAAUACAGACAGAGGUGCCGUUAGUCCGGAUCUUUCUCCUCUCCCAGAUUGGGCCCCGAAAAGUCGGGCCCCAACACCCUUGGAACGUCUUCCAGGGCUGCGGGGCGAGAAGUCCGAGCUCGUCAGCUCCUUCUUCGUCCCGCCCAAAUUCCAAACAACCUGGCUGAGCGCUCACAGAACAGACCUGGCUGAGCGCUCACAGAACCUGGCUGAGCGCUCACAGAACAGACAGAAUAAGGCAGAACGAGACAAAAUCAGACAGACAGACAGAUGCCGGCCGGCUUACCUCCCAGUGGGUGGUCGGUGGUCCCUGGGUGGAGGAUCUCCUUUCCCGGCCAAUGCACCAAAUGAAAAGCUCUCAGGGAGAACUUUCCCUCGGGAUGGAGACCCUCUAACUCCAAAGACCAGACCGAGACACCACAGGAUGCAAUCAGCAAGAGGAUUUGGUUUAUUGUCGGGAUACACAGGCACAGGCACCUGCGGGCGCUUCAGUCACUCGGGGGACUGGCGCGCCCCACGGAACCAAGGAUGGGCUUUUAUAGGAUUUUGGGGAGCAGAAGCAAGCAUACAGAAGCAGAUGCAUGGUUACAGGGAUAUCAUUGGUGGAUUCUAAUGUUUCUUAGCUACCUUCCUGAAACAUAACGGCUGACUCGGCCCCCAAAGGGUUCAGCCCGGGGGCAAGUUUCCUAGCUACCUUCCUGAAACAUAACGGCUGACUCGGCCCCCCAAGAGUUUAGCCUGGGGGCAAGUUUCCAAGCUACCUUCUUGAAACAUAACAACUGACUCGGCCCCCCACCAGGGUGUGGGACCUCUCCCGGGGCUUUUUCUUAUUGUCAGGUGCUCAACCCCAGUCAUCCUGUUGCCAGGCCUUCAACCAAACAUCUCCUGCUUGGCAGCCGCUGUAUACUCAGUGUUCUAACCUUUCCCUGAACCAGUCAUCUU
Messenger RNA from Rattus norvegicus (Norway rat), 1004 nucleotides. The record is from RefSeq and is a predicted model, not a curated record. Lineage: Eukaryota; Metazoa; Chordata; Mammalia; Rodentia; Muridae.